Messenger RNA from Sitophilus oryzae (rice weevil), 4947 nucleotides. Its product is annotated as coronin-7. The transcript has 24 exons. The coding region runs from base 330 to 4061 and encodes 1243 amino acids. Gene Ontology annotation, molecular function: protein binding. Lineage: Eukaryota; Metazoa; Arthropoda; Insecta; Coleoptera; Curculionidae. The record is from RefSeq and is a predicted model, not a curated record.
GAUAUUAUGGACAUAUUUCCAAAUUAAUAUACAACAGCUAUUAUUUCAUUUAAUAUUAAUGAAAUUGUAGCCGUGCGUUUUAUAAAUUUUGGGAGUUAGAAAGAGAGAGAUAUAUUUCGAUUUGCAGUGUUUUCAAAAUAUGUCAUAUAUGUGUCAUUCUCAUUGUUUUCUUGUCAAUGUCGGUAAAUCGGAGGGUGGAAGUUAUUUGGGCGUUUUUUAAAAAUAUUUAAUUUAAAUGCACGAAUUUUUAUGUUACAUGCACAACAGUUAGUUUUGUAUAUUAAAUUAGAAGUCUGAUCUAAGCAGAACCAAACUGACUAAAUAACAAAAUGGCUUGGCGAUUCAAAGCUUCUAAAUAUAAAAAUGCUGCACCUAUUGUCCCCAAACCUGAAACAUAUGUUAGGGACAUUACUGUAGGUUCAUAUCAGACCUAUGGCAAUAACAUUGCAGCUUCUGCCAAGUUUAUGGCCUUCAAUUGGGACCAUGCUGGUUCUAGCUUAGCAGUUUUACCUAUUGAUGAUUGUGGGAGAAAAAGCAAACUUAUGCCUCUUUUACAUGCUCAUUCAGAUACAGUGACAGAUCUUGAUUUCUCACCUUUUCACGAUGGUCUUUUAGCAACAGGAUCUCAGGAUUGUUUAGUGAAGAUAUGGUGCAUCCCUCCUGAAGGAUUGACUGAAUCUUUAAGCAAUGCAGAAUGUGUUUUCUCUCAUAAACAAAGGCGUGUUGAAACUGUAGGCUUCCAUCCAACUGCAGAUUUCCUGUUACAUUCUACAUCAUAUACUACCUUAACUCUAUGGGAUUUGAUAUCUGAAAAAGAACUCUUUUCUAAUAGCGAUCACGACGAAGUUAUACAAAGUGUUAGUUGGAAAAGGGAUGGAACAUUAUUAGCUACUUCAUGCAAGGAUAAAUUGGUAAGAAUUAUCGAUCCAAGAUCAGAAAAUCCUUGUGUAAUGCAAGCAAACAGUCAUCAGAGUAUUAAAGACUCUAGAGUUGUAUGGCUAGGAGACCAGGAUAAAAUUUUAACCACUGGAUUUGAUGCACAAAGGCUUAGACAAGUUAUAAUUAGGGAUUUAAGAAAUUUUAAAGAAACUGAGAAAACAUUGGAACUAGAUUGCUCUACGGGCAUUUUAAUACCUUUAUAUGACCCAGAUACUGGAAUGUUGUUUUUGGCUGGCAAAGGUGACACGACUAUUGGUUAUAUGGAAGUGUCGGAUCGAGAACCUUACCUUAUUGAAGGUAUCAGACAUUCCGGAGAACAAACAAAAGGAGUUUGCUUGAUUCCCAAACGAGCCUUGAAUGUCAUGCAAGGUGAGGUAAACAGGAUCAUGCAGCUGACAAGUAGUUCUGUUAUACCUGUAACCUAUCAGGUACCAAGAAAAACUUACAGAGAUUUUCAUGCGGAUAUUUUUCCGGAUACUCCAGGUUACAAGACUGAUUUGACAGCGGACCAAUGGAUUCAAGGUGUCAAUAAGGCGGUGCCUAAAUUUAGCUUGGAUCCUGCCAAGAGAGAAAAGGGGGAGGAACCUAUAGUGGUUCACAGAGGCAAUAUUGCCCAACUUCGGGAAGAGUUUGAAAAAUCUAAAGCCAACAGAAAACCGGCGGAGUCUAAGCCAAAAAUUAUUGAGACAUCUGUCAAACCUGAGAUCCAUCCGGUAAGAAGCAUAGUGAAAGAGCUGGAAAAGGACAAGGAAAACGUUCCAGAGAAAAGUCCUAAGAAAAAUGUGGAUGAAAUUGAUAAGAAAAUCAGUGAAGUUAAGGCUGCUACUGAGGAAGAAGAUAAAGAAAAGGCCCCUGCACAGACCAUAGUCCCUCCCAAACCCCUGCCGAGAACUUCGCGCACUAGUUCCGUCUGUGAGUCGACUGAAGAAGCCUCCAGCGCCCCCAAACCGGUGGCCAGACCUCGAACUAAUAGUUGCGUUCCCAUUGUGACGUCUGUGAAUCCCAACGGCCCUAUCGGUGGUUAUAAGCCUCGUCUUGGUCCCAAGCCGUUUACUCCUCCAAACUUAAAUGAUACUGAAAAUACGUUUAGUAAAGUAUUCUGUGUCCCACCUGUUCCAGGACAGGCAGCGUCCAAUGGUGUCACUGGGAAUACAAGUGAAGCUGUGGUUACGCCUGAACAAGAAAAAGAAAAAUCGCCAACAAGUGACACUGAACCCACGCCACUGAAACAGGACAAUGAAAACAGCAAAUCCGGAUCUAGUGGCGAAGAGGAGACAUCUUGCGAUUCAGGUUAUAUUCCGAAAACACCCAGUACAGCGGAAAGAAGAAAACUAUUUGAAACCCGUACAAGUUCGAAAGAAAAUGAACCUGAGGACAAUUUCGAUGCUGUCGAUCAAAGUGGGAAUUUUGAAAGGAAUUCGUUACAAAGGAACAGCAUUGCAGAAAGACGAAAACUUUAUGAAAGAUCGCAAUCUGUUCAAGAUCAACCCACAACAAUUACAGAGAAAAGCACUUCUUCGCCUAUAAUGCUGAGAAGAAAAGAUUCUUUUAAAAACCAAAAGAACGAUGAAGCUCUAAAGGAAGAUAACAGGAGAAGCGUACCUAUGUCAAAACAACAGUCGUUAGAUCCUCAGUCGCUGAAGAAAAACGAAUCUGUGGCACCUAAAAGAACAUCCACAGUUUUUGGGCGAGUAUCAAAGUUUAGGCACUUGAAAGGAACGACAGCUCAUAAAAGUUUUCAUAUCGAAAAUAUUAGAAAUCUGAGUAGACAGAUUCCCGGUGAAUGUGAUGGUUUUCAUGCUAACCCUGAAAGAGUGGCAGUGCCUCUGAGUGGCCCAGGUGGCAAAAUCGCGAUAUUUGAACUUGGCAAACCUGGUAAGCUGCCUGAUGGUGUUAUUCCCACACUGGUACACGGCAACUACAUAAUGGACUUCGCCUGGGAUCCGUUUGACACCCACCGCUUGGCGGUAGCUGGCGACGAUGGCGUCAUCAAACUAUGGAAGAUACCGGAAAACGGUUUGGCCGAACCUACAAAUGAACCGGAAGACCAAUUUAACGCACAUCCGGAGAAAAUCUACUUUGUUAAGUUUCAUCCGACAGCCAAAGAUAUUUUAGCAUCAGGUUCUUAUGAUAUGACAAUAAGGAUUUGGGAUUUGUCCGCAUCGGCACCAGAAAGUCCGAAGAUUGUUCUGGAAGGACAUACAGACCAAAUAUUCAGUUUCUGUUGGUCACCUGCGGGUGACCAGUGCGCCACUGUCUGCAAAGAUGGUAAAAUAAGAGUGUACAAUCCCAGGAAGAAUAUUCAACCCAGUAAAGAAGGCAAAGGGCCUGAAGGCAAUCGCGGAGCUCGUAUAGUAUGGGCCCUCGAUGGAAGAUACAUAGUAACGAUGGGUUUCGAUAAAGUAUCCGAAAGACAAAUCACCAUCUACAAAUCCAACGAUCUGAGUACUCCAUUAAACACAGUAGGACUUGACGUAUCUCCUGCUAUCCUGAUACCCUUUUACGACGAAGACAGCUCAACGUUAUUUGUCACCGGCAAAGGCGACUCGACCAUCUACGCGUUCGAAAUAACCGACGAACAUCCUUAUAUCUGUCCUUUGAGCCAUCACAGAUGCAACUCGCUACAUCAGGGACUGUCAUUUCUACCCAAAAACACUUGCGAGGUACAGAAUGUUGAAUUCGCCAAAGCGUACAGACUGACAAACAAUUCCAUCGAACCUUUGAGCUUUACAGUGCCUAGGAUAAAGACGGAACUGUUUCAAGAUGAUCUGUUUCCACCAACAAGGAUAACAUGGAAACCAUCCUCAACUAGCGCAGAAUGGUUUAGUGGCAAAGACAAAGGUCCUGAGAGGUUAAAUUUGAAGCCUGAAGGAAUGGAAUCUCUUACCGAAAAUCAGCCACAGCCGAACCAGGAGAACAGAACGAUAAAUAAAUCGGCGUCUAGUCCGUUUAUUGGAGCGUCAAAACCGUUCAAUAGACUGGGAUGGAACGCAGACAUGAGCGGGGAAACCAAAGCCAAACAAGUUGAGAUCCAGAAGGCUAUGAGUACUAGGCUGGAAGUCAACUUAAAACUUGAACAAGACGAGAUGGAAGGAGUAGACGAAAAAGAAUGGAACGAUUAAAAACCUUCAUUGAUCUUUUCAAUUUUUACAUAUUUAUUUCACUAUUUUGUGUGAUGUUUGGUACCUCCAAGGUACUCAAUCACUCUAUGCUUUUAACUUUGAAAAAGAAACUUUAAAAUAAGGAUAGGCUUCUGGAGCCCCUUCAGUUUUCCUAAUAUUUAAAUAUUAAUUAUUUAUUCGUUUUUUUUUUAAAUAUUUUUGUUGUAGGUAAUUUUAUCUAAAAAUAACACUAUAAAAUCAAAUUUUAAGGUUACGUUUUUAAAUAUUAAGAGAAUCUGAUAGAGGCGUUAUAAUAUAAAUAAGCGUCAUAUAUGUAGAUAAAAACAUAAACCAGCUUUAUCUUUUUUAAUUUUAUAACUUUAUAUACCGGAAACUUGAUGUGAUGGUUGAUUAACAAGAAAUAUCUUUAUUAACCAUCUCUAGUGUGCAAUUCUGGCAAUUUUUCGUGUUUUAAACACAUAUUUUCGUUUCAAAAAGAAAAAAAAACUACAGUGUAUUCAUCAAAGGCACGGCAAUAAUGUUUAUAAUAUAAUAGAGAAAAUAUCUCUAAUGAUUUAUUAUCUCUGAGAAUAGUGCAGUUGCGACAGUACUGAAUCUGAAUUCAUAGUAAAAAUCAUAAUUUUGUGUCAAUAAGUUCACAAAAUAAAUGGGAGAUAUUUUUAUUAUUGAGUUAUCUGGAAAAAAUUUAUAUACAAUUUCUUCAGCAUAUCCAAUAACUAAUAAACAUGACAUAUGUCACGCGAGAAAACAUGAUCAUGGAUGCAAAUUACAGAAAUAUUGUAUACAUAUCCUAGAUCAUAUAUACAGGGUGUCCCACUUAAGAUGGAUACAAGCCAAUAUCUUGGUUGUUUGUUGAGCGAUUUUUUUCAUUUUUGGCAGGAGGCUG